AUGGUGUGGAGUGGGCAUAAAUACAAGAGACUAUUGCCUCUGUGUUUACUGACAUUGUUAUGGUUUUUGUCCCUUUCACGGUUCCGUCGUGUUGAAGUACCAAAACAGCGUGAGAACAUACAACACAGUUUUGAGCCGACACUUACCACACUUAACGAGGAAGACCUUCAAUCUGUCCAAUUUAUUCCUCAGGCUACGGUGGAUGUGUUGAGGCGACGGGAUUUUUUUGUUGCAGUUGGAUUCUUAUCGCCUGAUAACAACGAGAGACGGAGACGACGUUAUUUACUUCGCUUAACAUCUUUUCAGUACCCGGGGGUGGCAACGAAGAGCAAUAAUUUCAGUGGUGAGUUGAUGAUUGCUUUUAUAUUAGCCCGUCAUCCGGACCACAAUUACACAUUUUCCGCCAAAUUGAAGGAGGAAGCGUGGCAUUGGAAUGAUAUAAUUUCGCUUCCCAUGGAUGAAGGGAAAGUUUCAACCAACAAAACAACGGGAGAUGGCACUCAUUGGGGUCCCGCAACAGAAAUUGGAAUGAGUCGCAAAGUGUUUCAUUGGUAUGAUUUUGCGCUUCGGUUCUUUCGUAAUGUAACUUACAUUUCAAAGGCGGAUGACGAUGCUUUUCUUCACGUACCGCAGUUCCUUGCAGAUUUGCACACUUUACCGCGGCGUCGUGUUUAUUGGGGGUACAUGAAACCAAUGACUGUAAAGGAUCCCUUUUAUUUUGCAGCUGGCAUCUUGUACACAUUGUCGCGGGAUGUGAGUGAGGCUUUCGUGGCUUACGAACCGCUCCGUAAAAUAAUUCGAGUACCAUACAGUAAAGAGCGAGAAAUGGAAUUUAAACCUUUGAUAUUGGAAAAUGAGGAUAUUAUGGUGGCCCGAGUGAUCUCUUAUCUAAGGUUGGAUAAUCUGAGGUAUUAUGUGGAGUCCUGCUGUCGUUUCAAUGAUCUCAACUACGGAUUUUGCAGUGGUGUGCGUGACACUUCUGUUAUCAUACAUGGAGUUAAAGAGGGCCAGUACGCAGAUAUUGUGAAUCGACUCGGCAAACAUCGUACAGUUGCAAACCCAUUUUACCGCGGGUACUUGGGAUGGCACGCCUCGUGCACAUGA
Trypanosoma brucei brucei TREU927 is the source of this 1104-nucleotide messenger RNA. It is a transcript of the gene Tb927.7.300, whose product is annotated as UDP-Gal or UDP-GlcNAc-dependent glycosyltransferase, putative. NCBI's taxonomy places the organism in Eukaryota, Euglenozoa, Kinetoplastea, Trypanosomatida, Trypanosomatidae. The record is from RefSeq and is a predicted model, not a curated record. Gene Ontology annotation, molecular function: hexosyltransferase activity. The transcript has a single exon. Gene Ontology annotation, cellular component: membrane. The coding region runs from base 1 to 1104 and encodes 367 amino acids.